GGGAAAGACAACAGCAGGAACCAGCAAAGGCAGAGAACGUGAGAAAUUCCAGGAACUGCACGGCAUCCAUCCAUACUUCCCGUGUGACUGAAACUAAAUCAGAUUAAGGAUGCUGGGCUGUGGAUGUGUGCUGCUCUCUGGUCUGAUGACACUGACCUUGUUCCACUGCAGUACUGAAAGCCUUCAUGUACCCCAGGAAAGGUCAGUGUAUGUGGAAUCAAAUGUCAUGGAGGACCGUGGCAUCCAGCAAAGCCCAGGAGAGCAGAAGACCUCAGGUGCUGUGAAUGCUAAACUCCUCCUGCUCGACCAACUGGUCCAUCUGGAGAACGAUGUCAUUGAGACCAAGAGGAAACGGAGCUUCCCCGGAUCCAACACACCACUUGACCGGCUAUCAAUCAGCACCAUGGACCCCAAGAGCAAAAAGCAGAGGAAGGUGGUUGAGUUGCCACGGCGACGAGUCAGCGUCCCAAUUGACCGGAUUGGAGUAGGCCAUCUUCCCAAUAGCCGAGGAUAGAUUCCGCUUCAGACCACACUCCGACAAACAGAGGGUGAUUUUGCAGGUGGAAGAUAUGCAUGAUAAAGUACACCAGCCCUUACAAAUCACUAACCAUUGAACAAACUCCAUAUUCACUGCACACUUACAACCCUUGCAACUCCAGAGCUUUUUUCUCUCUAUUGAUUACUGAUUUCAUUUAAAUCCCUGACCAAACUGUGUUUAUUUAGAAGCCUGACCUAUAUGACAUUUCACCCAAUAGAAUGAACUAUCCGUUCCACACCCUUUAUGGUGUCAUCAGAGGCAUAUGCCAAAUCCCAAUCAGAGAGGAAUCUGCUCAUGGCUUCCAUUGCACAACUCAUUAUUUACUCGAGUGCCUCAGCUGCUGCUGCUCCACCUCUCGCUUGCUGUAAUGAAUACAAUUAUUGUUGUUUUCUCAC
Myxocyprinus asiaticus (Chinese sucker) is the source of this 933-nucleotide messenger RNA. Its product is annotated as osteocrin-like. The record is from RefSeq and is a predicted model, not a curated record. The transcript has 5 exons. Gene Ontology annotation, molecular function: signaling receptor binding. NCBI's taxonomy places the organism in Eukaryota, Metazoa, Chordata, Actinopteri, Cypriniformes, Catostomidae. The coding region runs from base 110 to 514 and encodes 134 amino acids. Gene Ontology annotation, biological process: hormone-mediated signaling pathway.